GAAAUCUUCACCCUGUUUUCUUCGCAAGGGAUUUGUUGAAACUCACAAUGGUUUUGUCUACGACUUGCACUUCGGUUCGAGGAUAAGCGCUGCCUUGCUAGAGCAUCAAGGACUUAUGUCUUUUGAAGACGUCGACCGAAGACCGUCAGUUCGUCACCGCCCUUUGCGUCUUGCCUGAAAAGAAGCUUUCCCCUAUUGUUCCUGAUGCUCUUCGAUUUGCCUUUGCAAACAGACUUCAGCCAGAACGCAUUCCAGUCAAAAUGAAUUUCGCGUCACCAUACGUCUACACGUACUCCGACUCGGAGGAAGAGUUUUUCGAGGACACAGAACUCUAUACUCCAAUGGACUCCAGAGGCUAUGCUGAGCCAGCUGCAAGCUCCGAAAUAGCCGCUGAGCUGCCUACUUCCGCUCUUCCAGACACUGAGGAAGUGAGUGGCGUGCGAGUCCAGCUUGCUGACGAUGCGUUGCCUGCGGCAAUACCCGCACCUGCUGAAGAUGAGGACGACGAGGAAGAGCAAGCGGGAGAAGCGUCAGGUGUUGAGGGUAUUCAUACGGUACCAACGGCAGCAGCAGCGCCUGCUGCCCAGCGUGCUCCAUCGUUCAUGCAGCGCCUAGCUAACAGAGUAAGGACUACGCUAGGUGGCUCUGAACCGCCGGCACAUCGAUCAGCGCCGUCUGCCUCACAUCGUUCAGCGGACGCCCGUUUCCAAUACCAGCCCCUGCAUCGCGGUCGCAUGCAUGCCGGACGCCGUGCGGACACCAAUGUGAUCGCCAUCAAGUUCAAUCAGCUGACCGAGCCCAGCAAGAUGCACACGGGUGAGGUAGUGACCUGCACGUGCUGCAGAGCAGUUCUCUCGCACUUCAGCCGCCUCACACCGGACGAAACACGUGGCGAGGAUGCCAAGAUCUGGGUGUGCGAGUUCUGUGGUGAAGAGAAUUCGGUUGACAUCUCCGAAGAGGAGGUCCCGAAGAAAGAGGACGUGACGUUUAUGAUCACGCCAGCACCAGCCACUAGUGCGUCGUUGGCGGCCGACCAAAGCGGUGCCGUGGACAAAUCCAUCAUCGUCUUCUGCGUUGAUGUGUCGGGCAGUAUGUCCGUUACUACUGAGGUUCCCGGGCGGUUCCAAUUGCGAGGUCGGAUAAACUCGACACCGGGCCGCAUCAGCGGGGAUAGUCUUGACCAGCGCCUCCCGAACGAGCGAAGGAACGUCACAUAUGUCUCAAGGUUGCAGGCUAUGCAGGCAGCAGUUGAUGAUCAACUGACCACCAUGAAGGAGAAGUUUCCCGCACGGCGUGUGGCUUUGAUUGCCUUCAACAAUGAGGUUCGGGUCAUCGGCACAAGCGACCAGGUAGAAGUUGUCAUCACUGGAGACAAGCUCAACAACAAGGAGACCCUGCUGCGCAUGGGGAGCAGUGCAGGAUUGCCGGGUACUGUCAAGGACGUCGUCUCGAGCCUCUCCGAAAAACUAUUCCAAUUGGAGGAAGACGGUGCCACAGCAUUGGGCCCAGCAUUGCUCGUAUCCAUUGCACUAGCGGGUCAAGAAGCCGGCUCAAAGGUCAUUAUCUGUACCGAUGGCCUGGCGAAUGUUGGCCUGGGUAACCUGGAAGACAUAACGCCGGACAACCCCGAGAAGAUGAAGCAGGCCCAAGAGUUUUUUGACGAGUGCGGAGAGCUCGCAACUGAGAAAGGUGUGUCGGUGUCGGUGGUCACCAUUGAGGGCAACCGAUGUCGCACUCUAGAACUUGGCUCGGUGGCUGACAGCACUGGAGGUGCCAUUGACACUGUGGAUCCAAUGCACCUGACGGAACGCUUCGGCUCCAUCCUGUCCAAUCCGGUCAUUGCUACCAAUGUUACAGCCAAGCUGCUGCUGCACAACAAGCUGUAUGUGCGACAAAGCGAGAAUCCCGAAGACCACACGCAGAGCGUCAUUGAACAACGCGUCGGCAACGUGACCAAGGAGACGGAAGUUACAUUUGAAUUCGGCAUUAAAACCGAUAAGAAGAAGAAAGGAAAAGACAAAGCCAAGAAGGCCGGAGCACUUGAUACCGUCGUGGAUCGAUCAGUGGAGCUAAGCUCGGCAUCGGGGGAUGCCGCUAAGACAAGUACUAUAGCACCGACAGCUGCUGCAGCAGCAACUGAAGGGGCUGCUACAUCUGAAGGUAGCAGUGCUGGAGCCACAGCCGCGGCUGCUUCAGCGCCAAAGGUUCCUCCUCCACUCAUGGUCGAUGGCAAGGAAUCACUGCCUUUCCAACUGAUGAUUAACUAUACGAGUCGUGAAGGGGCACAGAGCCUUCGCGUUCUCACCAAGUCCAAGCCUGUCACCAAGAGCAGAGACGUUGCGGAACAAAACCUUCGGUAUGAUGUGCUGGGUGCGAAUUCCGCCCAGCGCAGUGCACGAGCUGUCAUGGAGGGGGAGUACACUAGCGCGCGGUCAUCAAACUUGCUGGAGCAACGCUUACUCUAUAGACACUCUGGCCAGAAUGAAACGUCGCGUGAGCGCUAUCGCUGUUUUGUUGGAAAUAUGCGACGUCUCGACAAUGAAGUAUUGCAAGCCCAGUCGCGAGAAGUUGCCACCACUGGCCGCACGUAUAGCGAUGCCAGUGAGGAGGAGGACGCACUAGAAGAUAUGGAAUCAGCUGCUCUUGCAAUGGCGUCUCUUGGAGCACCAGCCGCAGCAGCGGCUCCCAGAACAAAAUCACCGCGGAAAUCCGGUGCCACUACGGCCGCUGGACAAGAUGGUGACGGUUCAAGUGAUUCAGAUGACGCCGAGACUCCCAAGGAACCAGCCGCAAAGAAACCCGGGAAGAAGAAGGAGAAAAAGAGGAAAGCUGCCCGCAAGGUGGACUGCGAGGAUGAAGCCGCAAACGCUGCCUACAAGAUGAAGAGCGCAAGCUCCAAGAUGUUCAUGGAGUGAACUUCCAGAUGGUCCUAUGACCUGAGCACAUGAUUUUCCACUAUCAAUUUGAUUCACCGGAUAUGACCAACUGUCAACCCAGCGUGUUAUAUACACGCUUGACAAGAAGACAUAGAGCCUCAAUACCUUAGCUUUUGGCCAGACUGGGUUUGAAAUACCUUUUGGUUGUACUGGCACUAAAAUUGCGUCCCCAUUCUCCCGUGCCAUGUACCUUGCGUUUGCGCGUUUGACUCUUCAAUGACAUGCAGAAAUUUACCUCAAUGAUUACAGCCUUUUUCUUUUCUUUCUUCGCUACACAAUAAUUAUUAUAAUAUUUCAUGAUUUGUGUGCUGCUGGAUCACCCUGUUGGGAGUGGAGCAACAGGCAUUGAAGCAUGUAACGGAGUUGCCAUUUGUGUGUGAGGUGCUCAUAUUUUCAUGAUUUGUACUGCAAGCAGUCUGUCACUUUUUGUUAUGUUUUCGACUUGUCUUAGAGGUUACCUUUCCCCAGAAUUGAGUUAUCUACUGCAGCGACCAAGCCAGGGAGUACCUUGGCAUGCUUGUGUGUUCUAGCAGCCAUGGCUGAACUGUGAACUGGCUAUGUGUCUAUAAUGUACAUCGCUUGUCCUGCUGAUCUUUUCGUGUAUGUCGGAUACAAUUCUGGCCAAUAAUGUAGUGCCGCGCUCAA
Molecule: messenger RNA, 3581 nt
Organism: Sycon ciliatum
Lineage: Eukaryota; Metazoa; Porifera; Calcarea; Leucosolenida; Sycettidae
Exons: 20
Coding region: 261-2915 (884 amino acids)
Biological process (GO): endoplasmic reticulum to Golgi vesicle-mediated transport; intracellular protein transport; COPII-coated vesicle cargo loading
Cellular component (GO): endoplasmic reticulum exit site; COPII vesicle coat
Molecular function (GO): zinc ion binding; SNARE binding
Source: RefSeq, a predicted model, not a curated record